Cuscuta europaea is the source of this 1525-nucleotide messenger RNA. NCBI's taxonomy places the organism in Eukaryota, Viridiplantae, Streptophyta, Magnoliopsida, Solanales, Convolvulaceae. The record is from the annotation of a GenBank genome assembly.
UGGGAAACUUGUUCAAAAAGAUUCAUGUGUUCUACACAAAAUUCAUACGAAGAAUGCCUGAUUUCAACAGCGACAAAAAAAAACGACACCAGAUGUACUGAUUUUAGGAAGAAAAGGAGGAAAAAUGAUUCAUGAAAAAAAAGAAUAAAAAUGGAAAGAGUCCAGCUUGGUCCUAAGUCACGGCCACAAACUCAGUAGGACCUACUGGCCGGAUGGAAGAGCACUGAAGGGAGAUGGCCAUGCUAGCCAGCAAGAGGAAACCAGACUGAUGCUUAACCAAAAAACCCUCCAGAUGCAACACUGCUGCCAUAUCCGAGAUAAGUACCGAAGCAGAAGGGCCAAGAAGAGUAGGAACCAGUCAUGACUCAUGAGCAUCUAUCGACAAUGCAAGAAAAAUGAUGAAUGGGACCCACAUGCUCACCUACUUUCACGUGGGAGGCGUGACAAUAUAGUGAUUUGACAGAUUCAUGGUUAUCCAAAAAACAUGUCCCAGCUCCCGAACGAGAACUCCCUGACCGCCAAAGCGAAGGAUGACAGCCGGAGGGAGUCCCAGGAGCCAGCAGUUCACCAUCACUUGGAAGAUCUUAAGCCUAGGAUGGGAAAUCUCUACGAAGCCCGACCAUUCCGGAGGGCCUGUAGAAGAGGCCGUGCGCACCAUCGAACAGGGAAGAGUAACCGUUUUCAAAUUAAAAGGAUAUGAGAGGGAGUUCUCGGGCCGAGCAUGCUCUGUAUCCAGGUGCAACCCGAACCAACGGAGAAGCCUGCGGAGAUCAGAUGUUUGAUAAUAUCCCGAAGGUGGCGGUUCAAAAUAAUGCAGAACGGAAGGUUCACUAUUCCAGCCAAACUAAAGAGAUGAGGCCGCGAUGGGACGAUCAUGAACAACCAUAUUCCUGCCCGAACGGUCUAGACAUCCUGAUAUUGCAGCAGCCCCGCAAUCAAGCAGCAAAUCCAACGUUCCAACCAACGUUUCUGUUCAAACCCACCAAUGGUUGUCCAUCUUGAACGAGAACUCCAAACCCACUUAACCUAAAAACCCCUUAGGCCAGCAGUCAAUAAAGUUAAUUAACUAGAGCGGAUCAAAGGAGAGCCGUGCCUGUAGGUAAGGGAGCGGAUGCGACCGAACGUCACCAGAAGGGAGGUGAUUGCCAGGAGCAUCUCAGAAGGCAUCAUACGACCCCCCCGAGCGGGAAUACCUUCACUGGACGGGAAAACCCUGAAACCAAGCCAUCACCACACAAAUCGCCCAGUGAAGGUAUUCCCGCUCGGGGGGGUCGUAUGAUGCCUUCUGAGAUGCUCCUGGCAAUUCGAGACUAGUGCGGCCAUUAGUGUCGUUUCGCACAUGAUUUUGGUCAUUCGAGACUUCUGCCGUUCUCGUAUAUCAUGGCCGCACUAGUCAACGAUAGAAGUUCGACCCACCUGUCCAAGCGGACUGCCGACCGGCAUGUCCACAGUUCAGCAACGAAUCGGGGUGGGCCUUUUAUGAUACUCCACUUAACAUUGGAGAUUAUAUCUGGAAGAACGAGAA